Molecule: messenger RNA, 2599 nt
Organism: Thunnus maccoyii (southern bluefin tuna)
Lineage: Eukaryota; Metazoa; Chordata; Actinopteri; Scombriformes; Scombridae
Product: N-acetylglucosamine-1-phosphodiester alpha-N-acetylglucosaminidase-like
Exons: 12
Coding region: 131-1924 (597 amino acids)
Source: RefSeq, a predicted model, not a curated record
GAAGAAGAAGCAGAACUUUCAGCUUGUAUUUUGUAGAGCCGAACAGGAAGUGUGUGUCAGUGCGCUAGCUGGAGGAUGUGGGAUCCAGCCCGAGGAGAGGGGAGUGUGGCAGGCUAGUUAUCCUCCUCAUAUGGCAGCAGCGACGGCGAAAUGUCGGUGUGUGGGGCUGCUGUUGUGGCUCUGUGUCCGGCUGUCCGAGACCAGAAACUCCCGAGACUCAAUGAAAGAUGACAUUUUGCUGCCCUACGCUCACGGCCACGGCCCCUCCCACUCCCACCGCCAUGUCCGAGACUGUCAGUCCGUUGUCCACGGUAACACCACCCACGAGAGCCGGCCCUCCAGUAACCACAGCGGGCUGCCGGUGGCCGAAUCCAAAGUGUUUGUGUCCGAUGUGCCGGGAACUUCCAGAUGGGUUUACGGUCACAUGACGGUGGUCCACGACCCGCUGAGGACGGUGUCGGUGUUGGAGCCGGGCGGGCCGGGCGGCUGCGGGAUGAACCAGAAGGCGUCGGUGGAGGAAACCGCCGAGGCAGCCGGGUGUCUGUACGCCCAGAACGCCGGCUUCUUCCACACGAACACGGGCGAGUGUUUGGGCAACGUGGUUAGCGACGGCAGGAUGGUGCGGGACAGCGGCGGAGUGCAGAACGCCCAGUUUGGAAUCAGGAGGGACGGUACGCUGGUGUUCGGGUAUCUCUCACAGGAAGACGUCCUGGACCAGAACAACCCGUUCGUCCAGCUCGUCAGCGGAGUCGUGUGGCUGCUGAGGAACGGCGAGGUUUACAUCAACCAGAGCCUGGAGGCCGAAUGCGACAAGACGCAGGAGACGGGAGUACUCCGUUAUUUUGUGGACGUGGUGUCGGCCAGGACGGCGGUGGGUCACGACGCUGAAGGCAAACUGAUCCUGUUCCAGAUCGAUGGACAGACGGAGCGAAGAGGUAUGAAUCUUUGGGAGAUGGCGGAGUUUUUGAAGAAGUAUGGAAUCAUCAACGCCAUUAAUCUGGAUGGAGGCGGGUCUUCCACCUUCGCGACCGAUGGCUCAUUGGCCAGCUACCCGUCUGAUCACUGUCAACCAGACAGCAGGUGGCGCUGCGCCCGGCGUGUCUCCACCAUCCUGUGCGUCCACCCGCGGCGUUGUCAGCCAGCGAACUGCAGCGGACACGGCGACUGUGUGGACGGAAGCUGUCAGUGUCAGGAGGGCUGGCGAGGAGACGCCUGUGACUCUCUGGUGUGUCAGCCGCCAGCCUGCGGCGUCCACGGCUUCUGCACCGCCAACGGCUGCGUCUGUGAUGCUGGAUGGAGAGGACAGAACUGCAGCCGAGAGUGCCUCCCCGGUUUCUACGGCGACGGCUGCAACCAGACCUGCGCCUGCGUUAACGGCGGUUCUUGCGACCACGUCCACGGACUCUGCACCUGCCCUCCUGGUUUCCAUGGCAACACCUGUGAACAAGUGUGUCCUCUGGGUUUUUUCGGCGUGUCCUGUGCUGAGAAGUGUCGCUGUGACGACCAGUGUCCAUGUGACCCGCUGACAGGAAGCUGCAACGCCACACUGCCAGUAGAGACCAACUACGUUUUACACACAGCUGGAAACUGCCUGGCCAAAAAGAUGUUUACAUCUUGGAGAAAGGAGGAAGAAGCUCACAGAGAGAAGCCUUAUCUAACAGAACGAUCAUGGCUGAUCAUCACCUUCACGCUCGCCGCUCUGCUGUCGGUCAGCCUGCUGGCUCACGUCUUGCGGGCGUUUCGCGGCUCGGCGGCGCUGAGUCACUUCCCCGAGCGCCGUGACUACUCCUACGUCCCGCUCAACAACAUCAACGGAGUCUCUUCACGCGCCAGGAGCUCCUCCGGGAAAGAAGCGGGCGUCGGUUUGGAGGACUCCGACUCUCAGGAUGAAAUCUGGUCUCCGCAGAACUCAGGGACGUUGUAGCUGUCGUCGGGAGGAACGACGUCUGUGGACCAAGAAGUAACGAUGAGAAGCGACGAAGAGAAACAACCGACUGAUCGAUUUAAUCUGAAUCUUGUCAAAGUUCCAUCGACAAUCCUGCUCAAAUGAAAAGGAAGUUUAAAGGCGAAGCACAACAGUUUUCCAGGAGAAGAAGAAGUCUUUGAAUUUAAAGAUGAAAGAGAAGAUGUCAAAGCUUUAUUUUGUCUCCAUCGCAGCUCCAGGUAGGACGACGUUUUCCACUCGUAAACUGAUGAACUAACCGGCGUUCAAACAUCUGGUGGUUACCGAGGUUUUAAUCUUCUAACACAAAAAGGUUUUUUAAAAUGUUUUCUCUCAUGAUGCACUGAGCUCCGUGUUUGAAUGUAACACAACUGUGAGAUGAAAUAAUGUGCAGAUUAUAUCAAAUCAUAUCAGAUUUAAAAAAAAAAAAAAAAAACGAUAAAGAAGAAGCACAAUUCUUAGUCGUAAGUGGUAAAAUAUCCGGUCAGGUUUCUCUUCAGCUUUGUAUUAAAUCAAGAUUUCAUAAUGUUCACGACAUUCUUCAUAAUAACUCUUUUUGUAAAAGUCACCAAACUGUCAUAUCUGUCACGUCAAUCACAGGUUCUUUUCUGCCUGUUUUAUACAUAUAAAUAAAUAAAUAUUAAUAUCAGGAUUCAA